AUGUUCUUAUGUGCGGUGACUAGACCUAGGUUUGACAAUGAAGAAAAUGAGACAUACUCGGGAAAGAUUGGUAUAUUUCCAUUUGUGUAUGAACAACCUGCAAGAAGGAGUAGUGUCAACAGAGUUGCAGGAACAAUAGAAACAAAGCCCAUAGCUUCUGUUACAAGAGAGGUGAAUAAGGCAUACUUGAUAAAUAAAGUUCUAACUGCCAUUGAGAAUAUGUGGCCAAGAGAAGAUGUAGGAAAGACAACUUUUAUUCAGCAAGAUAACGCAAGGUCUCAUAUUAGUAAAGAUGAUCCAGAUUUUUGUCGUGCAGCAAGUGAAAGUGAGUUUGAUAUUCAAUUGACAUGUCAACCCCCAAAUUCACCUGAUUUGAAUUUUUUGGACUUAAGAUUUUUCAAUGCCAUUCAGUCUUUACAACAAAAGGAACCAGUAAAGUCAAUUGAUGAGCUUACUGGUGCAGUUCAAAAAGCAUUUGAUGAAUUUUCUACUAUGCAUUCCAACAAAAAUUUUAGUACUCUUUAA
Messenger RNA from Vicia villosa (hairy vetch), 525 nucleotides. RefSeq lists its product as uncharacterized. NCBI's taxonomy places the organism in Eukaryota, Viridiplantae, Streptophyta, Magnoliopsida, Fabales, Fabaceae. The transcript has a single exon. Bases 1 to 525 code for a protein of 174 amino acids. The record is from RefSeq and is a predicted model, not a curated record. Gene Ontology annotation, molecular function: nucleic acid binding.